AUGUUGUCUAAGGAUACAUCGGAAUGGAGUUGGCGGGAAAUAAUAAAGAUAUUGGAAAGUGAUAAGAAUGCAUUGAAAGAUGAUACAUGGGGUCACAGGAACACACUGCUUCACAUGGUGGUUGAAAAGGGUCAAAACGAUAUAGUCGAAGAGUUGUUACUGUUUAUGAAAAAAAAGGAAGAAGAAAAAGAAAUACUUGAACAGAAAAAUGCGGAUGGAAGCACGGCCCUUCACGUUGCGGUAAGUGUUGGUAACAAACAUGCAAUGAAGCUGUUGGUUGAUCAGCACAAGGACCUAUUGACAAUUAGAGACAAAAAUGACCAAGACCCAUUGAUUAAAGCUUUUAACAAUAUGCAAUUUGAUACCUUUGCAUAUUUGUUCAAAGUCGCCGUCGAUAAUGACAAAGCCAAGCAGCUGGUCAUUUCUCAAGGCUCCAAAAAGGGAGCCAGCCUUCUUGUCAAUGCCAUUACUGCAAAACAAUACAGUGAGUGA
Cynara cardunculus var. scolymus (artichoke) is the source of this 492-nucleotide messenger RNA. RefSeq lists its product as uncharacterized. NCBI's taxonomy places the organism in Eukaryota, Viridiplantae, Streptophyta, Magnoliopsida, Asterales, Asteraceae. Bases 1 to 492 code for a protein of 163 amino acids. Gene Ontology annotation, molecular function: protein binding. The transcript has a single exon. The record is from RefSeq and is a predicted model, not a curated record.